Messenger RNA from Iphiclides podalirius (scarce swallowtail), 1659 nucleotides. Lineage: Eukaryota; Metazoa; Arthropoda; Insecta; Lepidoptera; Papilionidae. The record is from the annotation of a GenBank genome assembly.
AUGCCUCCGCGAACACGCUCCGAUGAUUAUCAGGGGUCGCGGUGGGCCGCCUUUUGGCUGCCAAUAUUCCUAGCGGCUUCGGCGUGCGGCAGUGACAUCCUCAUGAUAACUAUGGGCGGCACGAAGUCCCACAAAAUGCCCUUCUGGGAACUAGCCAGGGGGAUGAUACGCAGAGGCCACAACAUAACUCUGAUAAGCGCUUUUGCGCCCGAUUUCCACAUUCCCGGAUUAGAGGAGAUUGCUCCCGAGGGUCUGGCGUCGUAUGUGCGCGGUUACAUGACCUUCGACCUGGUUGGGGCCCGGAUGAGAGGGGAAGAGCCGCUUCCCUUAUAUGACAUACUGAGAUACGGAUACCAGGCUUGUGAGGCGUUCCUAGACGACUACGAGACGAGAUCCUUCCUUCGCUCCGGAAGAACCUACGAUCUUAUCAUCCUCGACGGCGCGUACCCCGAGUGCGCUUUGGGCGUGGUUUAUCGCCUUAAGGUGCCCUUCAUGUACAUAAACACCGUCGGCUUCUAUGCCGGCCCUGCGAGCAUGUCGGGCAGCCCAGCCCCUUUCUCCGUCACCCCGUUCUUCGGGAGGGCGUUCACGGAUAACAUGGGCUUCGUGGACAGAGCCCUGAACGCCGCCUGGCUCACCGGCUCUCUACUAGCCCACGGGUUCAGCAUGGCGGUACUUCAAGGCGUCCUGCGCAGACACUUCGGCCACCAGAUGCCGCACGUGUAUGACAUGGCGAAGAACGUCAGCUUCAUCCUGCAGAACGGCCACUACUCCGUCUCCUACCCGCGGCCGUAUCUGCCGAACGUCGCCGAGGUCGCUUGCAUCCAUUGCAAGGAGCCCAAGAUACUGAAUGCGGAUAUCGAGGAGUGGAUAUCUGGGGCGGGCGACGCAGGUUUCGUCUAUGUGUCCAUGGGGUCGUCAGUUCGCACCAACACGAUGCCAUUGGCUGCUCACCGCAUGAUCGUCAAAGCGCUGGGCCGUCUACCGCAAAGGGUUCUCUGGAAGCAGGACGCUGAGCAAAACCUGACGGACAUUCCAUCCAACGUCAGGCUGUACAAAUGGCUGCCACAGCAAGACCUGCUGGGUCAUCCUAAAAUCAAGGCGUUCGUGACACACGGGGGUCUGCUGAGUAUGUUCGAGACGGUCUACCACGGUGUCCCUAUAGUCUCCAUUCCGGUGUUCUGCGACCACGAAGCCAACGCCGCCAAGGCGCAGGUGGACGGCUACGCGAAGAUCCUCGACCUCCACCACCUGACCUCAGACGAACUGUACCGGGCGAUCAAAGAAGUGAUCGACGAGCCCAAGUACAAGAUACAAGUGAAAAAGAGACAGAUACUGUUGAGGGAUCAGAAAGAGACACCGCUAGAGCGGGCGAUCUAUUGGACGGAAUACGUUAUCAGGCACAAGGGCGCCUACCAUUUGCUUUCGCCGGCGAAGGACCUCAACUUCUUCCAGUACUACUUGUUAGACGUCGCCGUCGCGUUCGUCGUUUUAUUCGUCACGAUAUCUUCUAUUACAGCUUACAUCGUAAGGCUCAGCUUCAAUGGGCUCGUCGAUUACGUGCAGAACAGACGCAUGAACAAGUUGAUAGACAAGCCUAGUGGUCUGCUAAAAAGCUCGAAGUACAUCGAACCGGUGGCGAUGGUGAAGAAAAAUUUG